GCUUCUCUUGCGGCCCUUUCCCGCCACCCUUCCGGGCGGAGAGCCAAGUGGGGCGGGCAGCGUCUCCAUGACGACGCGGGACGCGAGUGGGGGUGGCUGGUACCUGCUUGAUAGAGACGCUGCUCCGGAGAUCCUGGCUGAGACCAGAUCAUGUCGGACCUGGGCUCUGAGGAGUUAGAGGAGGAGGGAGAGAACGAUCUUGGGGAAUACGAGGGGGAGCGCAACGAAGCGGGGGAACGGCACGGACACGGGAAAGCACGAUUGCCCAACGGGGACACGUACGAAGGAAACUAUGAGUUUGGAAAAAGAAACGGCCAGGGGACCUACAAAUUUAAGAACGGGGCCCGGUACAUCGGAGACUAUGUUAAAAAUAAAAAGCAUGGCCAAGGCACCUUUAUCUAUCCAGAUGGAUCCAGAUAUGAAGGGGAGUGGGCUGAUGACCAGAGGCACGGCCAUGGCGUGUACUACUACGUCAAUAACGACACCUACACAGGGGAGUGGUUCAAUCAUCAAAGGCACGGGCAAGGCACCUACCUCUACGCAGAGACUGGCAGUAAGUAUGUCGGUACCUGGGUUCACGGACAGCAGGAGGGUGCCGCCGAGCUCAUCCACCUGAACCACAGGUACCAGGGCAAGUUCAUGAACAAGAACCCUGUGGGCCCUGGAAAGUACGUAUUUGACAUUGGAUGCGAACAGCACGGUGAAUAUCGCCUCACAGAUAUGGAAAGAGGAGAAGAGGAGGAGGAGGAAGAGACAUUGGUGAGCAUCAUUCCGAAAUGGAAAGCUCUCAAAAUCACAGAAUUGGCCUUGUGGACUCCAACCCUCUCUGAGGAGCACCCUCCGGCUGAGGGACAAGGCCAGGAAGAAACGCCGGGAGCUACUGGCGUGGGUGACACCUCAGAAGACAUCCCAGUGGAAGGUUUUGAGGGCGAGGUGGAACAGAGGACGGGCGAUGAAGACAUAGACACGUUCAGACAGGAGAGCCAGGAGAAUAGCUACGACUUGGACCAGGGGAACCCGAACUAUGACGAAGAGCAGCCAGACCUCCAGGAGUAAGAUAGAGGAGGCAGAAGACCACAGACACACCAGGCGUGCCUUAGUUAACACCAGUCAGCUGGGGCUGGUACCCACCGCCUGUCAAUUUCUCUCUCAACAAGUUGUUAAGUUGUUUCUCAGUUGGAAAUAAAUCUCCCGGUGUUCAUUGUU
This is a messenger RNA of Arvicanthis niloticus (Nile rat), 1206 nucleotides long. It is a transcript of the gene Rsph1, whose product is annotated as radial spoke head component 1. Lineage: Eukaryota; Metazoa; Chordata; Mammalia; Rodentia; Muridae. Gene Ontology annotation, biological process: spermatid development; axoneme assembly. Gene Ontology annotation, cellular component: motile cilium; nucleus. The record is from RefSeq and is a predicted model, not a curated record.